This is a messenger RNA of Sycon ciliatum, 1803 nucleotides long. RefSeq lists its product as uncharacterized. The record is from RefSeq and is a predicted model, not a curated record. The transcript has a single exon. Lineage: Eukaryota; Metazoa; Porifera; Calcarea; Leucosolenida; Sycettidae. Bases 1 to 1803 code for a protein of 600 amino acids.
AUGGCCCGACUGAGGGAGGCCAUUGAGCACAGCACAGCCAAGGAUCUUGUCGUGGACCUUCUGGACGGGCCAGGCACUUACUCCGUUGCCUGGGGUGAGUUGGAGUCCUGGUUUGGAGGAGCAGACAGGCAUCUAGAGCAGCAGAUACGAGAGGUCAUGACGCAGGCCAGAAUUGCCAACGAACGAGAUCUGGAAGGCCUGCAAAAGUAUGCCGUCAAGCUCCGCAGCACGAUUGCUAACAUUUGCACCAGUGGCAGCACGCCGAGUCAAGAGCUGUACAUAAUUGCGACGGAGAAGAUUCCCAAGUCCAUGCUAAUCAAGUUCUUCGAUAAGCAUGGAACUGGCAGCACUGACAUCGAUGCGUUCGCCACGUGGCUGUUAAGUUACGUCAAGAACUUGAAGCAUGCCACGGACCGGCUUGGGUUGCUCGAAAAGCAGGAGACGCGAUCCCAAAGCACUUCGCAACCUAAACCGAAGAUGAAGCAUCAGACAUUGGCAGCGGCCAGUGUCCGCGGGCAGGACAAAAAGUCGGCAGCCACAAAAUCUCCAGCACGGCAACAAAAGUGCCGAAAGUGUAACGGGUCGCAUCAGUUGCGUCACUGCAACGAAUUCAAGGCGCUAGGUGUCAACAAGCGCAAUGAGUUGGCUAGGCUGCUGAAUCUAUGUUUGAACUGCCUGGGUGAUGGCCAUUGGGCGCGAGAGUGUGAGUCAGCUGCCUGCACGGAAUGUAAUGGCAAGCAUCACUUGUUGCUCCACACCGAGCACAAGCCUGCUUCUGACAAGGCUGACAAGGCGCCACAAUCCACAGAAGAGACCACACAUCAUGGAACCGACUCCGCUGGCGGGUUGCCAAUGACCGAAGACGGCGCAAGCGGGUCAACAUCAUUUAUGACAGUUCCUGUGCAGGUCAUGAACAGGGCACAUUCCGCCAUGGCGAAUGUGCUACUGGACUCUGGCUCGAGCUGCAGCUAUGUGUCAGAGCAGCUCGCAAGGCGACUACAUCUUCAAGGAAACGACAAGGACGUGAGUGUGACCGUACUCGGCGGCAAGGUUCUGCGCGGCCGAGGGCGCGUCGUGAAGCUGCACCUUCGCCACCAUGAUAGCAAGGCCACUACUCAACUGGAGGCCUAUGUGAUGCCCAAGAUCACGAGCGAGCUCCCUGUCACCAAUUGGAAUGCCGUGCGGAGCCAGUGGCCACACCUAUCCGACAUUGAGUUUGCAACUGUAGCUCACGCCAAGGUUGACAUACUCGUCGGCUUGAAUGCCGCUGUACUUCACGUCGCGCAGGAGGAGCGAGUUGGCAACGACGGCGAUCCCAUCGCCAGACGAACGCUUCUCGGCUGGGUGUGCUUUGGUCCCAGCAUACGCUCCGAAGGCCUCAGCAGUCACAGCACUUUCCAUGUCGCAGAGGCAACGCGCUCAGGACUGGAUACACUGGUGAAGAAGUUCUGGGAACUUGAAUCAGUCGGGAUGGAGACAUCAUCAGAUGAGUACUUGACACCGGAUGAGCGCCAAGCUGAGAGUAACACCCGUCAGUACAUCCAUCACGUAAAUGGGCGCUUCGAGGUCGCCAUCCCGUGGAAGACAGAGGAGCCGCCUGGGGUCAAGAGCAAUCGAGUUCAAGCUGAGUGUCGACUCAGAUCCUUGGUACGUUCCCUGCAGCGACGGCCUGACGUACAAGUCCGCUACGCCAAGGUACUGGAGGACUACCUUCACAAAUCGUACAUCAGGAUGCUGACAGCACAGGAAGAAUGCAGCGGUGCUACAGACGAGUGGCUCCUUCCGCACUUUCCUGCCGUGUGA